AUGGCCCAACCCGAUAUACCAGAGACGCACAAAGCAAUUGUAUACGAUGAUCCUGGAAAGAUUUCCACCAAAAUCGUACAAGUCAAAACCCCCGAGCCCGGACCCGGAGAGGUUUUGAUCCGCAUAACACAUUCCGGUGUCUGCCAUUCUGACUUGAGUUUGAUGCUAAACCAGUGGGACUUUUUGGAUGAAAAGGUCCAACCAGGUCAAGUGGGUGGUCACGAAGGUAUUGGAAAUAUCGUCAAGAUCGGCGCAUACUGCGAACAAACGGACCUGAGCAUUGGCGACCGAGUUGGGAUCAAAUGGACUGCUUACACCUGCGGUACGUGCGCGCCAUGCCUCGCUGGAGCGGACGGAAUCUGUGAGAAGCAAAAAGUCUCGGGCUUUUCUUGCCCGGGAACAUUCCAGGAGUAUGUCAUUAGUUGGGCUCAUUAUGUCACCCGGAUCCCCGGGGGUCUCCCUAGCGAUAUCGCGGCGCCGCUGUUGUGCGGCGGCGUCACCGUCUACGCCGCCUUGAAGAAGAGUAGGGCCAGUCCGGGGGAUUGGGUUGUCAUAGCAGGCGGUGGUGGCGGUCUUGGUCAUCUAGCCGUGCAGUUGGCAAGCAGAGGAAUGGGAUACCGGGUUAUUGGGCUGGAUGUCAGUUCAAAGGAAGAGCUAGUGAAAAGCUGUGGCGCAGAGAUCUUUCUUGACAUUCUAUCAUUUCCGCAAGAUGAUGGUGGAGACUCUCUGGCCACCGAGGUCAAAAAGCACACCGGAGGCAAAGGCGCUUCGGCCGUGGUAGUGUGCAGUGGCAGCAAUGCGGCAUAUGCUCAGGGCCUCAAGUUUCUCAAGUUUAACGGCACGCUGGUAUGCGUGGGUGUGCCACGGGGACGGCCAGUCCCUGUUGCUCAUGCGUAUCCUCACUAUAUGGUGGCCCAGCAGCUGGCGCUGGUGGGGAGCACAGUGGGCAAUCGGAAGGAUGCUAUCGAAGUGUUGGACAUGGCGAGUCGUGGUGUUGUGACUACGCAUGUGCAGACCGCCGCAAUGGACAAUCUUCCCCGCUUCUUUGGCCAGAUGGAAGGUGGAACGCUCCACGGGCGAGGCGUAAUUACAAUGAGUUGA
This is a messenger RNA of Talaromyces rugulosus, 1101 nucleotides long. RefSeq lists its product as uncharacterized. The transcript is spliced from 3 exons. NCBI's taxonomy places the organism in Eukaryota, Fungi, Ascomycota, Eurotiomycetes, Eurotiales, Trichocomaceae. The coding region runs from base 1 to 1101 and encodes 366 amino acids. The record is from RefSeq and is a predicted model, not a curated record. Gene Ontology annotation, molecular function: oxidoreductase activity; zinc ion binding.